Peromyscus eremicus (cactus mouse) is the source of this 2108-nucleotide messenger RNA. It is a transcript of the gene Dok3, whose product is annotated as docking protein 3. Gene Ontology annotation, biological process: positive regulation of MAPK cascade; cell surface receptor protein tyrosine kinase signaling pathway. NCBI's taxonomy places the organism in Eukaryota, Metazoa, Chordata, Mammalia, Rodentia, Cricetidae. Gene Ontology annotation, cellular component: cytoplasm. The record is from RefSeq and is a predicted model, not a curated record. The transcript is spliced from 5 exons. Bases 525 to 1856 code for a protein of 443 amino acids.
UCUGGUUGGGCUGGGAGUGUAGCUCAGUGGCAGAGCAAUUGCCUUAGCAUACCCAAGGCCCUGGAUUGAUCCAGUACUUUGCUAGAGAGGCGUGUAGGCCUCAGAAUGGCAGCCAGGAGUUUAGCAGUCUGGAGAGAGGAGGGGAGGGUCCAAGGAUAGGGCCCGGGCUGUACAGUUCCGAUCCUUGGGGUGCACAGCCGCCUGGGGAUGGGGGAGGGUUCAGAGCUCGUGACUCAGGGCAUCCAUCCUGUGGUCAGACACUCACGACCAGCUGAUCCAGGUGCAUGCGCAAGAGGCAGUGGCCCCCCAGUGGCCUCAAGCUCCCAGUAGGCAGGUGUGGUCCUGGAACAGCCAGAACCCUAAGGGAGAGAUUGGUCCUGACUACUGUCCCUUCACUGAAGACCAGGCUCCCCUCCCCCUGGCCCUGCAGCUGUCUCUGGACAGAGGGAGGGGGAAGUGGCCAGAAGGGGAAGUGAGAGGAGUUCCUGUCCAGCCUGUCACCAGUCUCCUCAACAGCCGUGGCCAUGGAGUCUCUGGAGACCCCUGUCAAGGACGGCAUCCUGUACCAGCAGCACGUGAAGUUUGGCAAGAAAUACUGGCGCAAAGUGUGGGCUCUGCUGUAUGCAGGAGGCCCAUCAGGCGUAGCUCGGCUGGAAAGCUGGGAUGUUCGUGAUGGUGGCCUGGGGCCAGCAAGCGACAGAGCCACAGGGCCUGGCCGGCGAGGCGAACGUCGGGUCAUACGCUUGGCUGACUGUGUGUCUGUUCUGCCUGUGGACUCUGAGAGUUGUCCCAGGGACACUGGUGCCUUCCUGAUUACCACCACUGACCGAAGCCACCUGCUGGCCGCCCAGCACCGCCAGGCAUGGAUGGGCCCUAUCUGCCAGCUGGCCUUCCCGGGCACCGGAGAAUGUUCCGGAUCAGGACAGACUGAGACUCCAAAAAGGGGCUUUGUUCCCAUGGAGGAAAACUCUAUCUACUCCUCCUGGCAGGAAGUCAGUGAGUUCCCAGUGGUAGUGCAGCGGACAGAGGCCACCACCCGCUGCCAGCUGAAAGGACCCUACCUCCUGGUGCUGGGCCAAGAUGACAUUCAGCUUCUGGAGACUUCCAGCCCCCAGGCCUGCUACAGCUGGCCCUACCGUUUCCUGCGCAAGUUCGGCUCUGACAAGGGAGUGUUCUCUUUUGAGGCCGGCCGCCGUUGUGACUCGGGUGAGGGCCUUUUUGCCUUCAGUAGUCCACGUGCCCCAGACAUAUGUGGAGCUGUGGCUGCUGCCAUUGCCCGCCAGCGGGAACGGCUUCCAGAACUGGCCACAUCCCCACCCUGCCCAUUGCCUCGGGCCCUCUCCCUGCCCUCCCUAGAGCCCCCUGGAGAGCUUCGGGAGGUGGCCCCAGGAUUUGAGCUGGCCACUUCCAGAAAGCUGCCUGUGACUGACCCUGGACCCCAAAGCCUGCCGCUGCUGCUCAGUCCCACACAAGAAGGAACAGUAUCCAGUCUCUAUGCGUCCGUGUGCAAGCAGACCAGCAGGCCCACAGCCACUGUGGAGCACCUCUAUGAGAACCUGUGCAUGCUGGAGGCCAGUCCUGGGCUGUCCAAUGGGGGUCCUGAGUCCCAAGAGGGCCCUCCUGGUGGCCACAGCCCCGUGGCCAGCCCCAUCUAUCAUAACAGCGAUGACCUGAGUUGGCCUGGCUCGGCCCAGGACAGCAACCUGGAAGCCCAGUACCGGAGGCUGCUAGAGCUGGAGCUAGAUGAGGCUGGAGGAACUGUCCGCUCUGGUGCACAGACAGGCAUUAAGGCCAAGCUGGUGACUCUGCUGACUCGGGAACGGAAGAAGGGUCCUCCUCCCUGUGACCGGCCCUGAAGGCCUGUGCAGUGGCAGCAGGACAGAGGUGAUCUCUCGGGAACUGGAGGGAGCAACUUCAGACAUAUCCCCUGUCUACUGUGACCUACAGGGACAAGACAGGCAGCCUGGGAAGAAGCCGCACGCUGCCCUACCCCCUCCCAGCGGACAGUGUACAGAUUGACCAAUAAUAAAGCUUGCCUAGCCAGGCGGUGGUGGCGCACGCCUUUAAUCCCAGCACUCGGGAGGCAGAGCCAGGCGGAUCUCUGUGAG